Sugiyamaella lignohabitans is the source of this 1347-nucleotide messenger RNA. It is a transcript of the gene DBP2, whose product is annotated as DEAD-box ATP-dependent RNA helicase DBP2. Gene Ontology annotation, molecular function: RNA helicase activity; ATP binding; RNA binding. Gene Ontology annotation, biological process: rRNA processing. Gene Ontology annotation, cellular component: nucleus; cytoplasm; ribonucleoprotein complex. The record is from RefSeq and is a predicted model, not a curated record. NCBI's taxonomy places the organism in Eukaryota, Fungi, Ascomycota, Dipodascomycetes, Dipodascales, Trichomonascaceae. Bases 1 to 1347 code for a protein of 448 amino acids. The transcript has a single exon.
AUGACUUACGACGGUGGUUCUACUUACAGCAGCGGCGGCGGUCGUUACAAUAGCUAUGGAAAUGGUGGUGGUUACGGUGGCGGCCGUAACGGAGGCUCUGGUGGCCGUGGUGGAAGUGGUGGCUAUGGUAGCGGAUACAGAGGUGGAAACGGUGGUGGCCGUGGUUUCGGCGGUAGAGACAGUGGCUACGGUGGUGGUGACAGAAUGAGCAACUUGGGUGAUAACUUGCAAAAGCAAGAAUUCGACCUUGACAGCUUGCCAAAGUUCGAGAAGAACUUCUACCAAGAAAAUGAAGUUGUUGCCAACAGAUCCGAUGAGGAGGUCGCUGCUUUCAGAAAGCAACAGAACAUGACUGUGUAUGGAACCAAUAUUCCCAAGCCAGUUGAAACUUUCGAGGAAGCCGGUUUCCCACCUUAUGUUUUGAAGGAAAUUCAACAGCAAGGAUUCCCCAACCCCACUGCUAUUCAGUCUCAAGGUUGGCCCAUGGCUUUGUCUGGUAGAGAUGUUAUUGGUAUUGCUUCAACUGGUUCUGGUAAGACUCUCAGUUACUGUCUUCCUGCUAUUGUCCACAUUAAUGCUCAACCUUUACUUUCUCCUGGCGAUGGUCCUAUUGUUCUUGUUUUAGCUCCUACCCGUGAGUUGGCUGUUCAGAUUCAACAAGAAUGUAGCAAGUUUGGUCGUUCUUCUCGUAUCCGUAACACCUGUGUUUACGGUGGUGUCCCUCGUGGUCAACAAAUCAGAGACUUGGCUCGUGGUGUUGAAAUCUGUAUUGCCACUCCUGGUCGAUUGAUUGAUAUGAUUGAAAGUGGAAAGACCAAUUUGCGUCGUGUUACUUAUCUUGUUUUGGAUGAGGCAGACCGUAUGCUUGAUAUGGGUUUCGAGCCUCAGAUCAGAAAGAUUGUCGACCAAAUUCGUCCUGACCGUCAAACUCUUAUGUGGUCUGCUACCUGGCCUAAAGAAGUUCAACGAUUGGCUCACGAUUACCUUAAGGAUUAUAUUCAAGUGAACAUUGGUUCUUUGGAGCUUUCUGCUUCUCAUAAUAUUAAGCAAAUCGUCGAAGUUGUCAGCGAGUAUGAGAAACGUGACAAGAUGGUUAAGUUCCUCACUGACGCCAUGGAAGACAAGAACUCUAAAAUCCUUAUUUUCACAGGUACUAAGAGAGUUGCUGAUGAUAUUACCAAGUAUCUUCGUCAAGAAGGAUGGCCCGCUCUUGCCAUCCACGGUGAUAAACAACAAUCAGAACGUGACUGGGUCCUCAACGAAUUCAAGACUGGUAGAUCUCCAAUCAUGGUUGCCACUGAUGUCGCUUCUCGUGGUAUUGGUACGUAUUUGAAAUGCCCUGGUUAG